Molecule: messenger RNA, 1892 nt
Organism: Tribolium castaneum (red flour beetle)
Lineage: Eukaryota; Metazoa; Arthropoda; Insecta; Coleoptera; Tenebrionidae
Exons: 5
Coding region: 1106-1828 (240 amino acids)
Biological process (GO): cytoplasmic translation
Molecular function (GO): protein binding
Source: RefSeq, a predicted model, not a curated record
CGUUUUCUCAUAAGAUGGAAAAUCCUCUAACCAAAAGUGAGGAGAAGAAGUUCGGGUACCCCAAAGUACGAGAUUCGGACGUUAAAAAUGAAAAACCCAAAGUCGAAGUUAGGCGCUUGCAGUACGACCCUAACCCUAAGGUCGGGGACUGGAAAAAGACGUGCUCGCCCAGCUGUUGCCCCUCGUUAUCGGGCGAAGAACGCCUGGUUUGUAUAAUUUGAUUCGAUUUUGGGACCAAUUUUCAAAAACGCAACUUGGCCACACUGUAGGGCGGCGUUGCCGGGUUGUGCCCUGGCGCACUUUCCGCAAGUUUAUCGAACAGCUGGUAGGAUUACGUAAUUUGCGAUAAUAUCCAACAAAUGUGCUUUGUUGUCCCGAUUAGGGAAAAAAAUCAGUGAUAAGUGGUACAGGGACUUGGAAAUAGGCACCAAGUGGGGGCGCUGAUGUGGCAAUGCCAUCUAGGUAUAUUGUAUCAGAAUGGCACAAACUACGUAAAUUUGUAUUACAAGAAAACAAAAUAACUUGUUUUUAGAUGUUCACACCUUUAAUAAAUUUUUUUGGUAAAGUUGUCUUUUGCGCCUAUUUUUUCUGUGAUGUCCGAAAAGGGGUGAUCAGGUAAUAAUCCGUUUUGACCUGAUAAGAUGCGGUGCCGAAUUUCUAGGACUCGAACACGUAAAGAGAGGGUGCCCGGUAUUUGGGGAUUCAAUAGUGCCCAAUUUAUGCACGCCUGUUAUCAUAACUCGCCUGUUUUGGUGAUAAUAUUGUCCGAUUUUGGGAAAUAGAAAAUAAAGAUGCAAUAAAUGAUAAUUUACUGGACACCCUUCACAGAAUUCUUGUGAAAAACAUUUUAACAAAACACAUGGGAGAUUCCCAGAUGGGCGGUUUAUGGUUUAUGGUUUUUAUGGUCCUUUUAAGCAAACGCCGCCUGAUGCGCAAAAUAGCUUUAAACCGUUUGUUGUCGGUGGAGAAAAGGAGAGCUAGGGAUCAUAAACUAAAUGAGGGUGUGAAACUGGCUUCAUGUUCGGGUUUCUUCGGAAUUUCGAGGAGCUGGUUUGGGGAGCUGUCUUCACACAAAUUAGGUGGUGGCACUAUCUAACCUCACAAAAUGGAUUAUGCCGAAGAGCAAAAAGGGGAAAUUGAAGCACUCGAGUCCAUUUACUUCGGGGAUUUAACACUGUUGGGCACAGAGCCGUACCACAAAUUUUCGGUCCAGAUCAAGUCCGAGGAGUAUGAUCCUGAGACUGAAAACACGGGGCUGGCCUGCGAUAUGGUCUUUACCUACACUCCGAAGUACCCCGACGAGGCGCCGGUUAUAGAACUCGAAAACUGUGACAACUUCGAGGACGGUUAUGAGGCCCAGUUGUUGGAUUUUUUGAAGGAACAAGUGCAGGAAAAUUUGGGCAUGGUCAUGAUUUUCACGCUCGUUUCCUCGGCCCAGGAGUGGCUGAACGUGCGGUGGGAGGGCGUGAAGAAGGAGCGGGAUGAAGAGGCGGCGAGGAAAUUGAGGGAAGAGGAGGAGGCUGAGAGGAAACGGUUCGAAGGCACGAGAGUCACAGUUGAGACGUUCCUCAAGUGGAAGACGAAGUUUGAGGACGAGAUGGGGAUUGCGAAAAAACGGGAAAUUAGCGAAAAAGAAGGGAAGAAGCUGACAGGGAGGGAACUGUUCAUGACUGACGUCACGCUGAAUGAGUCCGACCUCAAGUUUCUUGAAGAUGGUGAGGGUGUCAAGGUGGACGAGUCGCUGUUCCAGGACAUGGACGAUCUGGAUUUGGAUGAUGAGGAGGACGAAGACUUUGAUCCCAAUAAUUACAGCGAUUCGUCGGAUUAAUCAGAGCCAAUGCUAUUUUUGUAUUUAUUUUGUACGUUACAAUUGAAUAAAGUCGUUUUGCGAA